Fusarium oxysporum Fo47 is the source of this 309-nucleotide messenger RNA. RefSeq lists its product as uncharacterized. The transcript is spliced from 2 exons. Bases 1 to 309 code for a protein of 102 amino acids. The record is from RefSeq and is a predicted model, not a curated record. NCBI's taxonomy places the organism in Eukaryota, Fungi, Ascomycota, Sordariomycetes, Hypocreales, Nectriaceae.
AUGUUUAUCAACGGUGCAAAUAACAACACUUUUUUCACCUUUAAGAGAAAACCUAAUAAAGAGAGUUAUGCAGUUCAGGUAGAGCCGGAGGAUAUUGAGUGGAUUGUUAAGUUACACCAACGCCCAGGCUGUUCUGACUUCUUGCACGAUGCUGUUGCUGGCGUUGCAAAUGAGAUGCUAGUGGUCAUCGCGCAAGGUAGAAGUCGAUCGUGGUCCGGACAGACUUUCGAUGCUUUCCAGAUGUUAUCUUCGAAAUGCCCGAAGAAGGACGUCCAUGUUGACAAACCAUGGACAGGUGAAAAGAUUUAA